AUGAAAAAAUCGAAAGGUAGCGAUCAGAAAGCAGCAGCGCAGAAAGCACUCACCCACAAUUUACGUGCAUUAUCGAAGAUGACGCGUGGUCAUAUGAAGAUGCAGGCAAAGGCCAAGAAUAUGAAAAAGCAGGAGGCGCUGAAGAAGUCUGUUGGACAUGAUCAAAAAGGCGCCUGUCUCAAAUCCCUCAUCUAUAAAUGCACUGUAUGCAUGGCCCAAAUGAUGGACAAAAGGAGCUACAGAGAACAUUUCGAGUCGAAGCAUCCGAAAAGCCCGCUACCAGCUGAGUUAGCUGAGAGUGAACAACCAGCCGGAUCAUAA
Messenger RNA from Gongylonema pulchrum, 321 nucleotides. NCBI's taxonomy places the organism in Eukaryota, Metazoa, Nematoda, Chromadorea, Rhabditida, Gongylonematidae. The record is from the annotation of a GenBank genome assembly.